Molecule: messenger RNA, 1564 nt
Organism: Cornus florida
Lineage: Eukaryota; Viridiplantae; Streptophyta; Magnoliopsida; Cornales; Cornaceae
Product: F-box protein CPR1-like
Exons: 1
Coding region: 70-1446 (458 amino acids)
Molecular function (GO): protein binding
Source: RefSeq, a predicted model, not a curated record
AAAAAUCCCCAAACUACAUUUGAGCAAAGAAGCAUACAAUUAUCGGGUUUUACGAUCGGAGGUUCAUCCAUGUCGGACUAUCUACCUCAAGAAACCCUGGUCGACAUCUUCACAAGACUACCCAUCAAGACUCUCCUGCAAAUCAGGUGCGUUUGCAAAACAUGGUACGCUCUAAUCAACAGCCCUAUUUUCAUCACCGCACACAUCAAUCGAACUAUUGCAAACACCACCACUCCAUUACUACUCCUCAGGUAUCAUUCUAGGUAUGGCAGAGUAGAAGAGCACUACUCGGUACAUUGCGAUGACGAAACAUUUGAUGAGCGCUUGACACUUGAUUGUGCUAAAGAUUGCUACCGCAUAGUGGGUUCAUGUAAUGGUUUAAUUUGCUUGUCCGAUGAUUUAUUCGCCAUGAGUGUAGCAGAGUUUACAAAUGUUAUCAUUCUGUGGAACCCAGCCAUUCAAAAGUCCGUCAGACUUCCGAUGCCCCGAUUUACAGACGACUCACAUGGUCUACUCAGGUUUGUUCUUGCGUUUGGGUUCGAUUCUCGGACUAAUGACUACAAGGUUGUGAGAAUUGUUCAUCUUCACAAUUCGUUUGAUUUUGUAGUUCCGCCCGAGGUUGAUGUUUAUGAGCUUAGCACGGGUGUGUGGAGAAGCAGUGGUUCUGCUGCUCCUCCAUAUUACGCGAAUGUUGGUCAUUGGUCACAUGUUUUUGUGAAUGGGGCUUCACAUUGGGUCGCAUUUGAGUGCUUGGGAGUUUACGGUUUCAAACAAAAUAGGAAUUUGAUUUUGUCAUUUGAUAUGGGUAGUGAGGUUUUCAAAGAAAUGAUACUUCCGGAUAGUGUUGCUAAUGGCCGUAAGCUGAAUUUGUCCAUUGCACUUUUUGGGGAAUCUCUCUCUGUGUUCCAUUAUGAUGAUGGUUAUUGGAGUACAAGUAAGAGUUGUUGCAUAUGGGUGAUGAAAGAAUAUGGUGUAGAGGGUUCGUGGACCAAAUUGUUCACUGUUGAUCUAGGAGGAAUAAACAAGGUUUUGGGAUUUAGAAAAACAGGUGAAGUUCUAGUGGAAAAGAGUGAUGGAGAGCUGGUUUCAUAUGAUCCCAAUAGCGAAGAAGAGGUCGAAACUGGAAUCCGUAGCUGUCAAUCCUCGCUUCACUUGGACACUUACAUGGAAAGCCUAGUUUUACUCGGAGGAAAAAAUGAAGUACUAAUGGGAAGAGAAUGUAACAGUAAUGCCUUUACUGAAAAUUUUGGAGAAGAGGAUGGAGUUAAGGAGGCAGACAAUGUGAAUGUACUUCGCAAUAUUUGGACUUCUUGUCUUGAUUUUUGUUGUUUUUAUCCUUGGAUAGAUGAGAUGAGAUUGACCUUGCUAUGUAUAGACUUAAAAACUCAACUUUGCAUCACAGCAUGUUUCAUCCAGCAAAAGUUGUUGCCUUUGUUAAGCAUGUAAGGGGUAGUCUUUUGUUAUUUUAACAUCUACAUCUGCAGAAAUGUAUAGGGUUGUGCGGUGUUCAUUUUCAGAUUCUCCAAUGUUGUAAAUGUUAGAUGUUCUUGGUAUUUUUCAUAUA